AAAAUUAGAAGCCCUCCUUUUUUUUCCACUCUAAACGGAGUUAGUCGUUCAUACACGUAACACUACUCCCUCUCUCUAAAACCUUUCCUAUUCGUCUCCUCUGACCUCAUCCGUUGAUGCAGGUAGCCGUAUGCAUCAGUUCUUCUGUGCGGAUAUUUAAGGAAGAAUGAAAAAAUCACUCCGAAGCUUAGGAGGUUAAUAAAGAUAUAUCAACUUGAAAUGGGAGGCUGCUGUUGCUGCUGUGCUCCUAAACGAAGGGAACCAAAUAGCUCUUCACAAUUUUACCACUACCCUAGAGUGUCUGAGGAACAACAGCCUUUGUCUCAACAUGGCACAGCCUUGGUACUCACCACAGGACGGCCCAGAACACCACCUGGCAAUCAAGAUGGUAGCAAAGGUGAUGCAACAAUGGCUCAGAUAAAGAACAUAGAACCCGCCGAAGAAGCGAACUCUGGGAAUUGUGGAGGGUUAGAACCUGAUACCAAAACGUUAGGCAAAGCUGAUUUUACCCUCCGAAGGGAAGUGGUGGUUGAUGAGCUUGAGAAAUCAGGAGAACUAAACAAGUCAUUAAAGGAACCUACAGUUCAGGAAGAAGAGGAUCUCUGUCCAACUUGUCUUGAAGAAUAUGAUGUGGAGAAUCCAAAGAUUAUAACAAAAUGUGAGCAUCACUUUCACCUUUCGUGUAUUCUUGAAUGGAUGGAAAGGAGUGACACAUGCCCCGUCUGUGAUCAGGAAAUGGUUUUCAGUGCCUAAAUGAUGUCUGAUCAAUUUCAAACGUCAUCCAUUGGCAUGGUGGUACUGAUAAUUUGAUUAGAAGGGCAGGAAUUAUGGUAGCCGUUAUAAGCCUGAAUUGAAUUUUUGGUGACAACGGGCAGUUUUCGGCAUGGCCAUUUGGUUUAUUGUUUUUUCUUCAGUUUUUUAAACGAAUGGCAAAAUCAUGUAAAAAACUGAAAAGGAGAAAUUUCCAGUACAUGGUUAUGAAUGUAAAUAACUACACAGGCCACUCUACUGUUUCGUGUAUUUAAUCGUGAGUUUAUUUAUGUACGUGUGGCCUAUAGAUGGGUUCGUGAUCUAUUGAUUUAUUC
Cuscuta europaea is the source of this 1085-nucleotide messenger RNA. Lineage: Eukaryota; Viridiplantae; Streptophyta; Magnoliopsida; Solanales; Convolvulaceae. The record is from the annotation of a GenBank genome assembly.